This is a messenger RNA of Melanotaenia boesemani (Boeseman's rainbowfish), 2545 nucleotides long. RefSeq names its product ELMO/CED-12 domain containing 1 (gene elmod1). Lineage: Eukaryota; Metazoa; Chordata; Actinopteri; Atheriniformes; Melanotaeniidae. The record is from RefSeq and is a predicted model, not a curated record. The transcript has 11 exons. Gene Ontology annotation, molecular function: GTPase activator activity. The coding region runs from base 185 to 1168 and encodes 327 amino acids.
CUCUCUGCACUGCAGCUUUUAGUCGGAGCUUCAGUCGGUGGGUGUCAUCAUGGAGGAGAAGCAGAAGACUGUAGCCGAGUAACUAAACGCUGCUUCAUACCUCAGCUGCGCCCGUCGUUCACUAAAAUCGGCCAAGCACAUCCGAACCAGCACCGGACACAUCUGAGGGCUGACAGCGGCCACCAUGAAGCAUUUCCUCAGAGUGGUGACCCAGUUCUUCGUGUUUCUCUACUGCAAAUGUCUGUGGAGGGGCCUGAAGUUUGUGGUCAGGAAGUUUACGGGCCGCUGCGAGCUGCAGCGAAUCUGCUACAACAACAAACAUGGAGCUCGCAGGACCCUCAAGAUCGAGUCGUCCCUGCGGUAUUCCAAGAAUGAGCUGCUGCAGGCUGCCCUCAGUGUCCACCCUGACAAAGUAGAGAAGACCAUCGAUGACAUCAUGGCCUUGAAGAAGAUUAAUCCUGACACCAACCCACAGCUGGGCAUCUCUCUGCAGGCCAGCCUGCUGCAGAUUGUAGGCUACAGGACUCUGGUGGCAGAGGUGGAGAAGCUGCGCCGGGAACCCUACGACUGUGAAAACUCUGAACAUGAGGACAUGCUGAUGAAGCUAUGGAAGGAGCUACGCCCUGAUACACCCCUCACCGGCCGCAUCUCUAAGCAGUGGUGUGAGGUCGGUUUCCAGGGCAGCGAUCCCAAGACCGAUUUCAGAGGCAUGGGCCUGCUGGGCCUGCACAACCUGCUGUAUUUUGCAGAACAUGACAAGGCUACAGCUCUGCAGAUGCUUCAGGACUCCCUGCAACCAAAGCACAACGAGGUAAACAAGCCUGAAUGGGAACAGAAGAACAUUGAUAAAGCUAUCGGCUAUUCUUUUGCCAUUGUGGGCAUCAACAUCACAGACCUGGCCUACUCUCUGCUGGUGAGCGGAGCUCUGAAGACCCAUCUGUACAACGUGGCCCCAGAAAUGCCAAGCCUGCUGCACUUCCAGCAGACAUUCUGUUACCUGAUGCAGGAGUUCCACCGCUUCUGGAUAGAGGAGGAUCCCAGCGAUAUCAUGGAGUUCAACCGGGUUCGCUCCAAGUUCCACCGGAGGAUCCUGCGACAGCUGAAGAACCCAGACAUGGCUCUGUGUCCCCACUUCUCUGCCUCAGACCUUCACCUGGUUAACCUCUAAUACCCCCCCACCCCACCACCACCACAGAGGUGUCCGGCUAUGAGAAUGAAAUUCAGAUCGCAACUCAUUUAAACUGCUGGACUCACCUGAGGAGACUCUCUUCCUUCUCAACUCCUCCCAGCUAACAUCAUGUCGCAUCACUGCCAACUGCUCACUGUAUAAACACACACAUACACACACACACACACACACACACACACACACACACACACACACACACACACACACACACACUUCAUCAAACCUAUAUCUAGACCUUCCAAGUCUUCACCAUUAAAAUGUGAAGAUUUCCAUUAUGGGGGGGUCACUGUUUUUUGUGGUCAGAGGUAAGGCAGAGUCCCCACAAUGUGAUAUUUACCCCCUUAACUAAAGAAAACAUAUACACAUGCAUACACACGCACACCCACACACACAGACACUGCCUCUGCGCCCUCACUGCAGCAUCAGACCACCAGCAUCAGAGACGACUAUAGCGAUUGUAGCUGUGCAUGAGGAGGCUGCACCACACGUCACCACUCAUUGUUGCUUUAAUGAUUCAUGAUGAUUGUAUCUCAGCCGUUACACCUCGGUUAGAAACCAUUGAUCACACACCAAAUUAUCUUUAUGAUUACAUCAUGAUAACAUCUGGCUGUGACGCGAGCUGGUUGUUUCUAUUCAGGUGAACAGAUAUCCAGAUUUAUAAGAAGUCUUAAUGAUCUGUUGUUAGAGAAAAGUUGCAUUCAACCAAACUUAAUAAGGCCACCCCACCUUUUGUCUGUAUGAGCAAACUGCCACAGAUUGUAAUGUACUUUUUAUGUUCACCUGAAACUUCUUGCCAAAAUAUGGAAUGUGGAAACUUCAGCUAUCGCAGCAGCAGUUUGAUUUUCGUGAGCUUUUGCAAACCUGCUAAAAGAUGUUGAGUCAAUAACAACAAGUUUUUAUAUAUCUUGCACAGAAUAUCUUGAUUGUUUUAUUUCCACAUAAAUGUGCAGAAAAAUAAUUUAAAAUUCUGGUUUUUGGAGCAUUUUUUCACAGGUUUGCGAAAGUUUUUGCCUUUGAUUUUGAACCCAUGUGGAUUUAAUUGUGAAUGUUUCUCACCUGCACACAUUCAUGAUUGUUUGAUUCAGUUUUCUUCACUGAAUGUGACACUUCGUGCACCGUCGUAUCAGCCAAAGCAAUAAUUUACAUUCAUUUCAUGGCACAUUUGCUUAAAUGUGUUUAUUUGCACCACGUGUGCCUCAGUAUUUUGCUUUUUGUCUUCAACUCAGAGUUGGAAAACUAAUCUGUAAAUAGCUGCUACAUGUGGAGAUAAAAAAAAAUAUUAGUGGGAAUUAAUCUGUUAUACACAGGGAGAAAAUAUUAGCUACCAAAACAAAGGAGAGCAGAUGGUGAAUGUUU